GGAGCGCUUGAUUCUUCUGAACCUAGAAGCACAUGGUCAAGGAGCCUGGACACCCACCUCCUCUGCCCCGGCUGCACCUUUCUUGUAGCAUCAGCCUGGGGAGAGAGAUUCAUCUUCACCCUAGGGAAGAGCUGCUACCAGGAGGAGGCAGGCCCAGCCUCAGAUGGGUUACGUCCUUGUGCUUCCUGUGUCUCAGCCAAGAGAAUAAGAUCUAGGUGCGGUCAGGAUCCAUAGCCAGUGUCCGGAUUCGGUGCUGAGAAGCUUGCUUUUCUUGGGAGUCAGGUGUGUGGGGAGGCCAGUAUGAAGCUGAAAAAGCAGGUGACCGUGUGUGGGGCUGCUAUCUUCUGCGUGGCUGUCUUCUCACUCUACCUCAUGCUGGACCGAGUGCAGCACGAUCCUGCCCGACAUCAGAGCGGUGGGAACUUCCCCCGGAGCCAAAUUUCUGUGCUGCAGAACCGCAUUGAGCAGCUGGAACAGCUGUUGGAAGAGAACCAUGAGAUCAUCAGCCACAUCAAGGAGUCUGUGCUGGAGUUGACCGCCAACGCUGAGGGCCCGCCCGCCCUGCUGCCCUACUACACGGCCAAUGGCUCCUGGGUGGUGCUGCCGGAGCCCCGGCCCAGUUUCUUCUCCAUCUCCCCUCAAGACUGCCAGUUUGCUUUGGGGGGCCGGGGACAGAAGCCAGAGCUGCAGAUGCUGACUGUGUCAGAGGAGCUGCCUUUCGACAAUGUGGAUGGUGGGGUGUGGAAGCAAGGCUUCGACAUCUCCUAUGGCCCACAUGACUGGGACGCUGAAGACCUACAGGUGUUCGUGGUACCCCACUCUCACAAUGACCCAGGCUGGAUCAAGACCUUCGAGAAGUACUAUGCGGAGCAGACCCAGCACAUCCUCAACAGUAUGGUGUCCAAGCUGCAGGAGGACCCCCGGCGGCGGUUCCUCUGGGCCGAAGUCUCCUUCUUCGCCAAGUGGUGGGACAACAUCAAUGCCCAAAAGAGAGCAGCAGUGCGAAGGCUGGUGGGAAACGGGCAGCUGGAGAUUGCGACGGGAGGCUGGGUGAUGCCGGAUGAGGCCAACUCCCAUUACUUUGCACUGAUCGACCAGCUCAUCGAGGGACACCAAUGGCUGGAGAAAAACCUCGGUGCGACUCCGCGCUCAGGCUGGGCGGUGGACCCCUUUGGACACAGCCCCACCAUGGCUUACCUGCUGCGCCGUGCCAACCUGACCAGCAUGCUGAUUCAGAGGGUGCACUAUGCCAUCAAGAAGCACUUUGCCGCCACCCACAGCCUGGAGUUCAUGUGGAGGCAGACCUGGGACUCGGAUUCCAGCACAGACAUCUUCUGCCACAUGAUGCCCUUCUACAGCUAUGAUGUCCCCCAUACUUGUGGCCCAGAUCCCAAGAUCUGCUGCCAGUUUGAUUUUAAACGCUUGCCCGGAGGACGCAUCAACUGCCCUUGGAAGGUGCCACCCCGCGCCAUCACAGAAGCAAACGUGGCCGAGAGGGCGGCCCUGCUCCUGGACCAGUACCGCAAGAAGUCCCGGCUCUUCCGAAGCAACGUCCUGCUGGUGCCGCUGGGCGAUGACUUCCGCUACGACAAGCCCCAUGAGUGGGACGCUCAGUUCUCCAACUACCAGCGGCUCUUCGACUUCCUCAACAGCAAGCCUGACCUCCACGUGCAGGCCCAGUUUGGCACCCUCUCAGACUACUUUGACGCUCUGUACAAGAGGACAGGGGUGGAGCCAGGGGUCCGGCCUCCUGGGUUUCCUGUGCUGAGUGGAGACUUCUUCUCCUAUGCGGACCGGGAGGACCAUUACUGGACAGGCUAUUACACCUCCCGGCCUUUCUACAAGAACUUGGACCGUGUCCUGGAAGCCCACCUGCGGGGGGCAGAGAUUCUGUACAGCCUGGCUGUAGCUCAUGCCCGCCACUCCGGACUGGCCAGCCAGUAUCCGCUCUCGAACUUCGCCCUUCUGACGGAAGCGCGGCGCACGCUGGGGCUCUUCCAGCACCAUGACGCCAUCACUGGCACUGCCAAGGAGGCAGUCGUUGUGGAUUAUGGAGUCAGGCUGCUGCGCUCCCUUGUCAGCCUGAAGCAGGUCAUCAUUAACGCUGCGCACUACCUGGUGCUGGGGGACAAGGAGACCUACCACUUUGACCCUGAGGUGCCCUUCCUACAAAUGGAUGACACCCGCUUAAAUCACGAUGCCUUGCCAGAGCGCACAGUCAUCCAGCUGGAGUCCUCACCCAGGUAUGUGGUGGUCUUCAACCCGCUGGAACAGGAGCGGCUCAGCGUGGUGUCCCUGCUGGUCAGCUCGCCCCGGGUGCGUGUCUUUUCGGAGGAGGGUCAGCCCCUGGCUGUGCAGAUUAGCGCGCACUGGAGCUCUGCCAUUGACAUGGUCCCUGAUGUCUAUCAGGUGUCUGUGCCCACCCGCCUGCCGGCGCUGGGCCUGGGCGUGCUGCAGCUGCAGCUGGGCCUAGACGGGCACCGCACCCUGCCCUCCUCCGUGCGCGUCUACCUGCACGGCCGGCAGCUGGCUGUCAGCAGGCAUGAAGCGUUCCCACUACGCGUCAUCGACUCUGGCACCAGCGACUUCGCCCUCAGCAACCGCUACAUGCAGGUCUGGUUCUCAGGCCUGAGCGGGCUCCUCAAGAGCAUCCGAAGGGUGGAUGAGGAGCAGGAGCAGCGCAUGGACAUGGAGUUUCUCGUCUAUGGCACCCGCACUUCCAAAGACAAGAGUGGAGCCUACCUCUUCCUGCCGGACGGCGAGGCCCAGCCCUACGUCCCCAAGGAUCCCCCCGUGCUGCGUGUCACUGAAGGCCCUUUCUUCUCAGAGGUGGUAGCAUACUACGAGCAUGUUCACCAGGUGGUCCGGCUCUACAACCUGCCAGGGGUGGAGGGGCUGUCUCUGGACGUGUCAUCCCUGGUGGACAUCCGGGACUAUGUCAACAAGGAGCUGGCCCUGCGCAUCCACACGGACAUUGACAGCCAGGGCACCUUCUUCACGGACCUCAACGGCUUUCAGAUGCAGCCCCGGCGAUAUCUGAAGAAGCUGCCCCUGCAGGCCAACUUCUACCCCAUGCCAGUCAUGGCCUACAUCCAGGACGCCCAGAACCGCCUCACGCUGCACACCGCCCAGGCCCUGGGUGUCUCCAGCCUCCACGAUGGCCAGCUGGAGGUGAUCUUGGACCGGCGGCUAAUGCAGGACGACAACCGGGGCCUAGGCCAAGGGCUCAAGGACAACAAGAGAACCUGCAACCACUUCCGCCUCCUGUUGGAACGGCGAGCCCUGGGCAGUGAGGUCCCAGAUGGCCACUCCACCAGCUACCCGUCCCUCCUCAGCCACCUGACCUCCACGUCCCUGAAUGCCCCGGCACUUGCCCUGCCCGUAGCCAAGAGGCAGCCCCCAGACCCUGGUCUGCGCUCAUUUCAUCCUCUGGCUUCCUCACCACCCUGUGACUUUCACCUGCUCAACCUGCGCACGCUCCAGGCCGAGGAUGGUACCUUGCCCUCGGCAGAAGCUGCGCUCAUCUUACACCGCAAGGGUUUUGACUGUGGCCUUGAGGCCAAGAACUUGGGCUUCAACUGCACCACAAGCCAAGGCAAGGUCGCCCUGGGGAGCCUCUUCCACGGCCUGGAUGUGGGCUUCCUGCAGCCAACCUCCUUGACGCUACUGUACCCUCUGGCCUCGCCCUCCAACAGUACUGACAUCUACUUGGAGCCCAUGGAGGUUGCCACCUUUCGCCUCCGCCUGGGUUAAGGCUCCCUGUGGCCUGAAGAGAAAGUUCAUCCACAGAGACUGCCUCUAAUACAAGGUUGGAUUGGACAAGCUGCACUGGGUAUCCUGUCCUGAUCUACCUCUCAGAACUGUGACAGACUGGGCUGUGCCCUCAUUUCCUGUUUAUUGUUGCUUCUGUGUUAGGGGGCAACUCACGGCCCAGAGUUGGGUAGCUAGGGCAGACGCUAGCGAGAUCAAGGAGACAAGGCCCUUGGUCAGAAUGGGCAGGGCCAGCCUCUGCUUUGGGUUGAGUGGCUGCCCACUUGGGCACAGGCUCAAGCACCCAUCCUUUUCCCAAAAUGGGAUGGAGGAGAAGCAGGAGAGGUAGUGGAGGCUAAGUGGGUUACAGUCCAGCGUCAAGAGUCACUACAGGUGAGAGCUGGCUCUAGGGGAAUCCUGUUGUUACAUAGGGACUAUAUAUCCUGGCGUGACGAGCAGGAGCCAAGGGAUGCUGGGAGGAGGGCCCAGAGUUAGCAGUGGGGUGGAGGAGUACAAGGAAUCCACUUUCUCAGAUGGCUCCACUCUAAGUGCUCCCUGGACUGCACGCUGUGGCUCGGGGCUGCAGCGUGGUGGAAGGACUCACUAGAGACUGUCAUGGCCAGAGGUCAUAGGACACUUCAGGUACAAAACCCCCAUCUCAAACUGGGCACGUGGUCUGUGUGUUGAUUUGUGGAAUGGUGGCAAGGGCAUGGGAGGUCCUCUACCCUACCUGACUCCUGUUUCGUUCCCGUACUCUGUACACCACUGUCCCCGAGAGCUGCUUCUGAUCAUGGGGGUGUUUGAGCCUUCCCCUGGAAAGAAAGUGAAGCCUCCAAGACCCCAUGUGCGUGGGCAACCUGAGAAGGCUUUCAGCACCAUCCCUCCAGUCAGGCCAUGAAGCUUCACGGUCCAUACAUCCUUCUACAGAAGUCGGUUCCUGGACAGGGACCAGGGAUUGUGAGUAAAGCUGGGGGCGCUGUGGCUGUUCAUCAGCUGUCAUUUCAGCUUCGAUUCAUAGAGAAACAUUUAUGAUAGUCUCUAUAGAUGCUGAAACGAUCUUCAGCAAAAUUUACAAUCUAUCCCUUGUGAAAACUCUUAGUAAGUUUAGAAAUAAACAUUCUAAUCGAGAUAAAGGUCUCGAUCAGAAACCAGCAGUUAAUGGCAUUCUAACGGUUCAAACACCGCAGCAGUCCCAUUCAAGUCCGAAACUAGCCAAGGACCUACUAUUUGGGGGAAGUCCUGGCACUACUCACACCUGCAGUGUAUGGUAAAUGAGGGAGACAAAAAACAGUUAACAGUUGUCACUAUUUGUAGAAGACAGGACGGCCGACCUAUAAAACCUUAAGACAGUCAACUGAAGAGCUAUUAAGAGCAGUCUGUAAGGUGACCCAGAUGAUACCUAUCAUGGCCCUGUACCAAGUCAACCCAUACAUUCAAUGUAUUCCAGUGGGAUUGGAUACUUUGUGGAAUUUGGCAGGUUCCAAAGUUCAUUUGGAAGAGUAUGUCUGAGACUACUCAGAAUUCUGAGUAAUGAUGAGAUGGGUGGUGGUGUUAGGUGGGUGGCAGGCAUGUCCUAAGGGACUUCCCAAGGACUUUCAAGUGACCAUGAUGGUCACUCAGUGUGACCUGGAAUGGGAGCAAAGCGACUGAUGGAACAAAUGGGAGAGUCCAGACACAGACCCAGGGAUAUGGGAAUUUACUAUAAGAUAAAAGGAGUAUUUUAAGUGGGGAAAAAGAUGGAUAAUUUAAUAAACAGUACUUUAACACAA
Hipposideros armiger (great roundleaf bat) is the source of this 5519-nucleotide messenger RNA. RefSeq names its product mannosidase alpha class 2A member 2 (gene MAN2A2). Gene Ontology annotation, cellular component: Golgi membrane. Gene Ontology annotation, biological process: N-glycan processing; protein deglycosylation; mannose metabolic process. Gene Ontology annotation, molecular function: alpha-mannosidase activity; carbohydrate binding. NCBI's taxonomy places the organism in Eukaryota, Metazoa, Chordata, Mammalia, Chiroptera, Hipposideridae. The transcript has 24 exons. Bases 301 to 3753 code for a protein of 1150 amino acids. The record is from RefSeq and is a predicted model, not a curated record.